Messenger RNA from Synchiropus splendidus (mandarinfish), 2192 nucleotides. RefSeq names its product src substrate cortactin-like. The record is from RefSeq and is a predicted model, not a curated record. NCBI's taxonomy places the organism in Eukaryota, Metazoa, Chordata, Actinopteri, Syngnathiformes, Callionymidae. Gene Ontology annotation, cellular component: actin filament; plasma membrane; site of polarized growth. Gene Ontology annotation, molecular function: actin filament binding. Gene Ontology annotation, biological process: regulation of actin filament polymerization. The transcript is spliced from 16 exons. The coding region runs from base 30 to 1736 and encodes 568 amino acids.
AAUCUUCAGCAUUUGACUGAAAGUGGUCAAUGGCAAGCAGAUGCCAGCGGCUCCGCCCACUCGUGACGUCACUCCUGGCGCAGGAGGGAUUUUGGGAGAGCCGGAAGAUCCAGGAACGAUCCCGUCUCCCUGACAGACUCGGACUUGUGGACGUUACCUUUUGCAGUGUGAAGAUGUGGAAGGCAGCAGUAGGACAGAACGUCCAGGUCCCUUCUGUCGAUGACGGGGACGACUGGGAGACGGACCCAGACUUUGAGAACGAUGUGUCCGAGAAGGAGCAACGGUGGGGUGCAAAGACUGUAUCUGGAUCUGGGCACCAGGAGCACAUCAACAUCCACAAGCUGCGUGAAACAGUUUCAACUGAACACACGAGUCUGAAGCAGAAGGAGCUGGAAACGAUGCCCAGUGCUGCACAUGGCUACGGGGGGAAGUUUGGAGUGCAGCAGGACCGUAUGGACAAAUCAGCGGUGGGCCACGAUUACCAAAGCCAGCUGUCCAAACACUGCUCCCAGACUGAUACGUCCAAGGGAUUUGGAGGGAAGUUUGGUGUCCAGGCAGAUCGUGUGGAUCAGUCUGCUGUUGGGUUUGAAUACGCCGGGAAGACUGAGAAGCACGAUUCCCAGAAAGAUUACUCCAAGGGCUUUGGAGGGAAAUACGGUGUGGAGACUGACAAGGUGGACAAAAGUGCAGUGGGUUUCGAAUAUCAGGGCAAGACGGAGAAGCACGAGUCACAGAAAGAUUAUGCUCGAGGCUUCGGUGGGAAAUUUGGUGUGGAGACAGACAAGGUGGACAAGAGUGCAGUUGGCUUCGAGUAUCAGGGCAAAACAGAGAAACACGAGUCACAGAGAGACUACACCAAAGGAUUCGGCGGGAAGUUUGGUGUGGAGACUGACAAGGUGGACAAGAGCGCCGUGGGCUUCGAGUAUCAGGGGAAGACGGAGAAACACGAGUCCCAGAAAGACUACGUCAAGGGCUUCGGGGGGAAGUUUGGCGUGCAGUCAGACCGGCAGGAUAAAUCGGCUCUAGGGUGGGACCACCAGGAGAGGGCAGAGCUGCACGAGUCGCAGAAAGAUUAUUCCAAAGGCUUCGGCGGGAAAUUCGGGGUCCAGAAUGACAGAAUGGACAAGAGCGCUGGAACGUUCGAGGAGGUGCAGAAGCCAAGUUCCACGUACCAGAAGACUCGACCGGUGGAGGCAGCUGGCAGCAGCACCGGCAGCAUCAAGGCUCGCUUCGAGAACAUCGCCAAGCAGAAGGAGGAGGAGGACCGUAAGAGAGCCGAGGAGGAGCGAGCGCGGCGACAGGCCAAGGAGAGACAGGAGCAGGAGGAGGCGCGGCGCAAGGCUGAAGUCAGAGCCCCGUCGCCCGUCCCUGCCAGUCCCAGUCCCCAGCCAGCUGCUGCUGCAACCACAGAGAAUAUAGAGGAGGUCAAUGCGGGGAAUGAGAACGGCGAGGAUAUGUACGAGGCGGAGCCGGAAAAUCUGUACACGGCCGAGGAGGAUCUUUACCAAACACCCACCGAGGCCAACACAGACUCGCAGAACUACGAGUACGGCGAGGACCUGGGCGUGACGGCCGUCGCCCUCUACGACUAUCAAGCAGCUGGCGACGACGAGAUCUCCUUUGACCCGGAUGACAUCAUCACCAACAUCGAGAUGAUCGACGAGGGCUGGUGGAGGGGCGUGUGCCGCGGAGCCUACGGCCUCUUCCCGGCCAACUACGUGGAGGUCCGGAAAUGAUGCGCCGACCUUGGUCAUUUUGCUUGUGAAACUUCGCUCUUUCCUCCACGCUGACGCCAACGACGACGACUCCUCCACUGCGACCCGGGAGGAACCAUGAGACUCACGAGAAUCUACCGAUCAAAUUUGUCAAGACACUUGUAGCCGAGCGUGAAGGUUUCCGGAGGUGGAAACCUGCCCUCGCCCUUCCGACUACUUGAAGAUGAUCAUGAACCAGUUUCCUCCGUCUAAUUCGCUUCAAAGAAAAUGUGCUCGCCUGUAAACAAAAAGAAAAGAAAAAAGUAUCCGACACAUGAGGGAACACGGGUGUGUGUUUACUGUGUGCUUGUGUUGAAUUCAUCUCUGGGGUUUUUUAAUGAAAGUGACCUUUAUCAAAGGCUUUUAUUUUUAUCUGUGCUUCAUUAUCACCUGCUUGUUCUUUUUUUUUUUAUUUCAGAAAAUAAAAUAAUUCAGUCA